Messenger RNA from Lactuca saligna, 306 nucleotides. The record is from the annotation of a GenBank genome assembly. NCBI's taxonomy places the organism in Eukaryota, Viridiplantae, Streptophyta, Magnoliopsida, Asterales, Asteraceae.
AUGGUCGUUAGAUUCCAUGGUUAUCCUGGGCAAUUGAACUUCAAGAAACACAAGAUGAGGUGUUCCCUGACAAAACUGGAGGUGGUUAUUUUAACACCACAAGAGAAGAUGAGAAUGAUACUCUGCUGCUCAACUCAACCUAUCGGUCAACUUGUGCAAUAUAGGGAGGAGGUUGUAUAUUUACAUUGCGAUGGCGAGGAUAACGUCGAUGAUGAAACCGAAUCCGACAGUGAAUUAAUCUCCGUUGAAAACAAUUCCGGCUUCAUCACCGCUUCUCAAUCUCAAAGUUGUUCCAUUGAUCCCUAG